ACCUCUGGACACUCCCCCAGUGUGUGUCCAGAAGCUACUGUUCGCUCUCUCAGGCUCUGCUGGGAGUGGAAGACACGGCGCUACUGCCUCCUGCAUUCACUUGAAAACUUUUCACAACUUCAGCGAAAGGAACAGGCACACACACCAACAGAUGUCAGUUUUUGAACUACCUUUUUAAGACUGUCGUGCUGAGAGGUGAUGCUUGGUGUUGCUGGGAUGACGGGCAGCAUUGCUAAUGCCCUGGCCAGUGCGGCCUGUGAGCGAUGUAAGAGCGGCUUUGCUGCUACGGAGAAGAUUGUGAAUAGUAAUGGAGAGCUGUACCAUGAGCAGUGCUUUGUGUGUGCCCAGUGUUUUCAGCAGUUCCCAGAAGGACUUUUCUAUGAGUUUGAAGGAAGAAAAUAUUGUGAACAUGACUUCCAGAUGCUCUUUGCUCCUUGCUGUCACCAAUGUGGGGAGUUCAUCAUUGGUCGUGUCAUUAAGGCCAUGAACAAUAGUUGGCACCCCGACUGCUUCUGCUGUGACAUUUGCCAGGCUGUGCUUGCAGAUGUGGGGUUUGUCAAAAAUGCUGGCAGGCACCUAUGUCGCCCGUGCCAUAACCGCGAGAAAGCUCGGGGCCUGGGCAAGUACAUUUGCCAGAAGUGCCACGCCAUCAUUGAAGAGCAGCCGCUGAUCUUUAAGAAUGACCCCUAUCACCCAGACCACUUCAACUGCAGCAAUUGUGGGAAGGAAUUGACAGUUGAAGCCAGGGAACUGAAGGGAGAGCUCUACUGUUUGCCCUGCCACGACAAGAUGGGUGUACCGAUCUGUGGUGCGUGUAGGAGACCCAUCGAGGGCCGUGUUGUCAACGCUAUGGGCAAGCAGUGGCAUGUGGAGCAUUUCGUAUGUGCCAAGUGUGAGAAGCCUUUCCUCGGUCAUCGGCAUUAUGAGAGGAAGGGGUUGGCUUACUGUGAGACUCAUUAUAACCAGCUCUUCGGCGACGUGUGCUAUCACUGCAACCGUGUGAUUGAAGGCGAUGUGGUUUCUGCUCUCAACAAGGCCUGGUGUGUCAGUUGUUUCUCAUGCUCCACCUGCAACACAAAACUCACCCUCAAGAACAAAUUUGUUGAGUUUGACAUGAAGCCUGUGUGUAAAAAGUGUUAUGAGAAGUUUCCUCUGGAGCUGAAGAAAAGGCUGAAGAAGCUGGCUGAGUCGUUGGGACGCAAGUAAGCUGCUUUCUGCCAAACAACCUGCAAAUGCUAUGCCUGUGAUGGUAGAAUAACUGCUGCAUGUCAACGCAAGGACGCGGUCUUAUAAAGGUACACCAGUAUUAAUAAUCUGGGAUCCAUUUAAACAUUAAAUAUAUAUCACUGUGGUGUUGUUCUAAAGGUGCCUGUUAGCAGUCUUUUUUUUAACCUUUUGUUUCUUCUAUAUGCAAAUGUUUUUAUUUUUAUGAAUCAUUCCUAAAUUGUCCAAAUGACUUUUUCUCUCCUCAAACAGACACGUGGUGAUGUAGUUCAUUUGACUUAACCAUGAGCAUAAUUGCCAACUGCAAGUCUAAAAUGAUCUUGGAAUUAGAAAAAAAUGAUUGACAUUAUAUUGAUUUACACGUGUGCCUUGAAUAUAUGAACUGUGUCUUAAAAUGCGAAUUACGGUUAAAUGUGAGUUACCUGCAGCUAUUGUUAUGCCUUAUUAUAUCAAUUUUAAUUAGACAAAGUAUCAUUUUAAAGCAAAAUGUUACUAGCCUUUUAAUUGUUGCUCUUUUUUUACCUCAGUAUGAUUAAUAACAACACAACCACUGUAUUCAUGAGGAUGUUGUAAUGAUGCAUCCUCUGAUAAAGUGUUUCAAGAAAGAGCCUUUACCAGGAGCAAGGCUCAUAUACUAAACCUUACGUGUUAAUGAAUCCACUGGAAAUAAAAUGAAUAUAAAAUGUUGAUGAA
Molecule: messenger RNA, 1917 nt
Organism: Eleginops maclovinus (Patagonian blennie)
Lineage: Eukaryota; Metazoa; Chordata; Actinopteri; Perciformes; Eleginopidae
Product: LIM and senescent cell antigen-like-containing domain protein 1
Exons: 10
Coding region: 199-1206 (335 amino acids)
Biological process (GO): positive regulation of substrate adhesion-dependent cell spreading; cell-cell adhesion; positive regulation of integrin-mediated signaling pathway
Cellular component (GO): cell-cell junction; focal adhesion; cytoplasm
Source: RefSeq, a predicted model, not a curated record